AUGGCAGGCGCAUCAGAAGAGGGACAAGUCAUUGGCUGCCACACUGUUGAGGCAUGGACGGAACAACUCCAAAAGGGCAAUGAAUCAAAGAAACUCAUUGUUGUGGAUUUUACUGCUUCAUGGUGUGGACCAUGCCGUUUCAUUUCACCAUUCCUGGCUGAGCUUGCUAAGAAGUAUGCAAAUGUCGUAUUCCUAAAGGUGGAUGUAGAUGAAUUGAAGAGUGUUGCCCAAGAUUUUGCUGUUGAGGCAAUGCCAACAUUUGUGUUCGUGAAGGAGGGAACUCUUUUGGGCAAAGUGGUGGGAGCAAAGAAGGAAGAAUUGCAGCAGACAAUAGCGAAACAUGUGGCUGCAUCAUCCAGUGCUUAA
Molecule: messenger RNA, 366 nt
Organism: Sphenostylis stenocarpa
Lineage: Eukaryota; Viridiplantae; Streptophyta; Magnoliopsida; Fabales; Fabaceae
Source: the annotation of a GenBank genome assembly